Phytophthora nicotianae INRA-310 is the source of this 2352-nucleotide messenger RNA. RefSeq lists its product as hypothetical. The coding region runs from base 1 to 2352 and encodes 783 amino acids. The transcript has 2 exons. NCBI's taxonomy places the organism in Eukaryota, Oomycota, Peronosporomycetes, Peronosporales, Peronosporaceae. The record is from RefSeq and is a predicted model, not a curated record.
AUGGACUCGACGGCGGCUGUAGAUCCGGUAGCAGAGGUUGCUCGGCUGAAGGGCGAAGUGCAUGCCAAGGAGGAGGCGCUGAAUGCGCUCAAAGCCAAGACUAAGGCGUUCGUCGACAACAUGCGCAGCCAGUUGGCCAACGAGACGCAGAAGGUCACAACACUUGAGGCGAAGCUAAAAGAGGCUACUGCCACUGCUGCUGCAGCACAGCGGCCUGUAGACAACGCGGAGAAGCAGCGUAUGACGGAGGAGAUCGAGAAGCUCAAGAAGGAGACAACUGCGCGCGAGAACGAUCUUAAGACACGCGCCAAGUCCUUUGCAGACGCGAUGAACUCGCAAUUGGAAGCUGAGAAGGAGAAAUGCCGUACCCUUGAGGCUCAACUACAGCAAAAGACUGAGGCUCUUGCAGCAGCUGAAGCUGCGAAGGCCGCUGCAGAUCAAGCUAAGGACAUGGAUUUCCUCUCUCAACCAAUGGUGACUGCUAGCUCGCACACUGACGACGAGUUUAACGCAGUGCAGUCUCAGUUGAACUCUGCGAACUUUGAAAUGGCCGACUUACGUGAGCGUCUACGCAGCGUAGAAGCCGAUGCUGCCCAGGCAGUUCAGCAAGCUACGAGUCUCCGCCAGGAGCUCGAGGCGCUGCGUACCUCAUCAGAGCAGCAGCGCAGUCAGCUACAAGCUGAAAUUCAUUCACUAAAGGCUCGUGAAAGCUCGCUACAAGCAGAACUCAGCUCUCAACAGAAUCAAGUGAAGGAGCCUAGUCUACUUGAAGCCGACAUAACGAAGACUAAAGAGCUGGAGUUCCAGUUAGAGCAGCACAAGAUUGAGAACCAGCAUCUCCAGAAGCAGCUAUCAGACAAGGAUUUCCAGUUAGAGCAGCUGGACAGCUACCGACGACGGGCGGAUGAGAGCGAGUCCAAGAUCCUUCAGCAUCAAGCCGAGAUCUCCUCGCUUCAGAGCCAACUGCAGACCAAGAGCAACGAGCUGUCGUCGUAUUCGUGCAACAAAUGCACCGAGCUGGAGGAGAAGCUUGCCGAGAUCACGCAACUCUAUGAGAAGGUGAACCUUGGUAGAAGUCGUAGCGACAGCUUGAUCGCCGAGACUCAAUCUCAGCUCGGAGAGAUGCAAACCAUCAAGCAGCAGUACUUAGCGUCCCAGGAGCGUCUCGAUGAUAUGAUGAAGCAGAAUCUCAAGCUCAACGAGAAGAUCUCUGAAAAGGAGAUCGAAGUGGCAACGCUGAAGGCCGAGAUGAAAAAGUGGAGCAUGGACAUGGCUGAGCUUCAAGCGCAGCACAGCACGCUGAAGUCUGAUAGCUCAGAGCACCGCCAACGCUCCGAGUCGGUCCACACCGAGUUCCAGAAGGCGGAGACGACUCUCAAGGAGCUGCAAACAAAAUGUGCACAGCUUGAGAAGAAGAAUCAAGAACUAACGACAUCGAUUGAGACUAUCAACAAAGAGAACACGGACAAACGUCAGAAGGCGAAGGCUCUUGUGCAGUCGCUAGUCAGUGAGAAGACGAGCUUACUCGAGGCCAAAAGCGGUCUCCAAAAAGAAGUUGAUCGAUUGAGGAUGGAGGUUAACCAGCGCAAUGUCGACAACGACCAACAAGUCAAGCAACUUCGAGAGGAGACAAACGAGAAGGCUGCUCAGAGUAAUGCUACGAUUCAAAAUCUCACGGACGAAGUGGCUCAAUUGAAGCACGCUCUCGCUACUGUUCAAGAGUCGGAGAAGGUUCAACAGCGAGCAAAGGAACUCGCAGCAGCGAAGCGCGAGAUCGAAGACUCAAACAAGAAGCGACUGGCAGCGAAAGCGGAGACGCAGAAGUUGGCGGUGGAACUUGAGAACGUCCACAAGUGUCUUGAUCACAUUACGACUCAUGUGAACGCCAACUGCACCGAGAACAUCCAGCAGAUUGCUCUCGUCCAGGGUCAUGUCAAGGAAGCGCUCGAAGUGUUGGAGAAACGUGCUGGCGUCGGCGCUCAAAACAAGCAGAAAGCUCCUGAGGAUGACACAGCCGAGAUCGUACGUAAGGCGGAGGCGCUCUCCGGUGUACGAAGCGGAAAUGCACCGCAGAGCCCGGGGUCCAGGCGACUGGAAGAGAACGUAUCGCGUGUCAGUGAACAGAUAAGGGAGCUAGUGGACAUCACGGAGCGGUUGUGCGACAUCGCAGUGGAGCAGAACGAUGCCAACCUCAAGGAUGUCAUCAUCAACAAGCUCACGCAGACGUUCACUCAGUGCUUCUCUGAUAAGCUCCAGGCCGUCUACUCUAAGGCUGACGAAGCUGUGAGUCUGCUGGAUGCACACGGUCCAACUUCAGAGAGCGGGAACGCAGUCGUUAGGCCCGUCAGCUAA